Messenger RNA from Onychomys torridus (southern grasshopper mouse), 2849 nucleotides. RefSeq names its product solute carrier family 25 member 30 (gene Slc25a30). The record is from RefSeq and is a predicted model, not a curated record. The coding region runs from base 259 to 1134 and encodes 291 amino acids. NCBI's taxonomy places the organism in Eukaryota, Metazoa, Chordata, Mammalia, Rodentia, Cricetidae. Gene Ontology annotation, cellular component: mitochondrial membrane. The transcript is spliced from 10 exons. Gene Ontology annotation, biological process: mitochondrial transport.
GUAGCCGGGCUGGGGCCGCGCCCGCAGCUCGGCGGCCUUUUCUUCCGCUCCCACCCAGUGGUGCUCCCAGGCGGCUGCACCGGCUCGGAGGAGGAGGAGGAGGAGCUCCGCCGCUGGGUGAGUUCCCGUCCGCGUUGCCGCCUUGAGGACACGGCCAGAGGACCCCUGCAGCGGCUUUGCUCGGAGCUGAAGGCAAACCUGGAGGCAAACCUGUGGGAGGCAAUGUUUGAGUAACUCCAAGGAGACCAGACAGUAGUAAUGUCAGCCCUCAACUGGAAGCCCUUUGUGUAUGGAGGGCUGGCCUCCAUCACAGCGGAAUGCGGCACAUUUCCAAUUGAUUUAACUAAGACACGGCUCCAGAUUCAAGGCCAGACAACUGAUGCCAACUUCCGAGAAAUCAGGUACCGAGGGAUGUUGCACGCACUGAUGAGGAUAGGUCGAGAAGAAGGGCUGAAGGCGCUGUAUUCUGGGAUCGCCCCUGCGAUGCUGCGCCAGGCUUCCUAUGGAACCAUCAAGAUUGGCACUUACCAGAGCUUGAAGCGAUUAGCUGUGGAUCGCCCAGAAGAUGAAACCCUGCUGAUCAAUGUUGUGUGUGGAAUUCUGUCUGGAGUCAUAUCCUCAGCUAUUGCUAAUCCAACCGAUGUUUUGAAAAUCCGAAUGCAAGCACAGAACAGCGCUGUUCAAGGUGGAAUGAUCGGUAACUUCAUCAACAUAUACCAGCAGGAAGGGACCAGAGGACUGUGGAAGGGCGUGUCCCUCACAGCUCAGAGGGCUGCCAUUGUUGUCGGCGUGGAGCUGCCAGUGUAUGACAUCACCAAGAAGCACCUGAUACUCUCGGGCCUGAUGGGAGACACUGUCUUCACACAUUUUCUCUCAAGCUUCACCUGCGGUCUGGUGGGGGCUUUGGCCUCAAACCCUGUCGAUGUUGUGAGAACCCGUAUGAUGAAUCAGAGAGUCCUUCCAGACGGCAGGUGCUCUGGCUACAAGGGUACCUUGGAUUGCCUAUUGCAGACAUGGAAGAAUGAAGGGUUUUUUGCUCUCUAUAAAGGUUUUUGGCCAAAUUGGUUGCGCCUUGGUCCUUGGAAUAUCAUUUUCUUUUUGACAUAUGAGCAACUGAAGAAACUGGACUUGUGACCAGUCCAUGCUACACAAGAUACUCUUCUGAGAAGCCAACAUCUGCAAUGGUAGAACCUCCUGUGCUUCCGGCUGCUUCUCAUUGCACAGCUCAUCACAGCUUCUAGGAUGGGAGCGGCGGGUGAAGAUUGGAUUCUUCAGAUUGUCGUGUUGGCACUGGAUGCUUUUCAUCCGUGUUCAGAGAUUAAACUAUAGCAUGUACUCACUAGUUAUUGCCAUGGAAGUGUCCUUUGACACCCAAGAUAAUGUGCAGGAUACAUGUUUCUUGCUGUAGAAAACUUGCAGAGAAAUCAGAACCGUGUGCAGUUUUCCUCUGGGAGAGCAGCCUUGCUGCCUCUGGGCUUCCAGCUGUGAACAUCAGCAGCUUUGAGAAGGCUCCUGGAGUGAUGGAGGCCCAGGAGGCUGGUAUUAUUCUUGUUCUGAGAAGGCUCCGGAAUGAUUGAGCCCCUCCCUCUUGGCUGGUAUUAUUCCUAAGCUGUUGUUGAGAGCUUUAAUUUUCUGUCAGCUGAAGAGAUUUUACAUUUGGACUUUUAAGCUCUAGACCUCGACAGUGCAGGAAGUAGAUUUUUUAGAAUAUUGCACUGCUUUAUAGUUCCUUUUGGGCACAAUCUUUCACUUACAGUAAGUGAAGUUAAGCCUUCGAAGACUCGACCUUUGUGAGGUAACAUUAGCAUUUGCCCUAUGAUUUUUAGCAAAGUUUAUUAUUUCCAUUUUGAUCAAAUGGGAAUAAUCAUGCUGAGUGUGAAGUUAGUGUCAAAUGAAGGGAAAACAGGCUGCCACGUGCAAGGUGAGUGUGUUCACACUCACAGUAAACAGUUGGGGUACCUCUGUUAACUAACGCUGCAGGUGAAGUUCUUUAGUUGCUAAUGAACUGAAGAGAGGAUGCCUCCAGACUUCCAGCCUUUACUUUAGCUCAAGGUGGGUUUGUUUAAAAACCUUUAUCUGAGAUUUCCUAGUUAAUUUCCUUGAAAUUAAAAAAAUAUCUACUUUUUUUCCUUUCCCUUUGAUUUUUGUGAUGUUGGGGAGAAAACUUGUGCAUUCUAGGUAUCUGCCUCACACUGAGCCUCACCCCAACCCAAAGUGAUUGCUUUAGCGCCUCUGUUUAUCUCCUUUCUGAUACGAGGUAUAUAAUGCCUCUACCUAUUUUGUUUCUUCUGAGACUCUUAACUUGUUAUACCUUUCAAAGCAAAAGAUGUCUCUAAGAGCCACAAGCUUUCUAUUUAUAGAAAGGCGUUCAAUCCCUUCAGGUAUACCCUGUGAAAGUAUCAGUGGUAACUGGGACUCUGAGCAGGGCGCAAUGCCGGGUAUAUUCCUUAUGGGUCCCACAGGCCUCUUCCUCUUUGAGGCAGAAUCGUGCAGGUUUUCCUUUCCUUGAGGGCUGAGCACUUUUUCCUCUGGUAAUUUUCACCUUGGCUUCUUUAUUAAUGUUUUCUUUGGAAACAGUUUGCGAAGCAGGGUGCGAUUUCUAAAAGUAAAAGCUAAGACAGAAUCGGCACAUGAGAACAGAUGACUUAAAGAUGAACAAAGUCCCUUGCAAGCCACUAGGUGGCAGUACAGGACCCACGCUGCUGCUGACCUGUCUCCUCCACUGAGAUGUUUUUCUUCUGACCUGAACAUUCCCUUAAGUGAUAGAUUCCACAGAGGCUUUCUCUUGCGUUGAAAGGAUUGCAUUUUUUAUUUUUUAUUUUUGAGACUGGGUUUCUCUGUGUAACAGC